AUGCCUUCCGAAUUCCUCAUUCACCGUCUCCUCCCAUCUAACCUUGAGGUGGUGAUGGCCAACCGACGUGCCGCAGCCAAGGGAAAGAAACCCCAAGACCGCGACGCCGAAAGCACUACCACUAGCACAUCAAAAUCCUCUUCCUCUUCUUCUGGCAGCCGAGCGGGAAGCGUCAAGGUUCCUAUGGCAAGAACCAGCUUCGCACGAUGUUAA
Talaromyces rugulosus is the source of this 213-nucleotide messenger RNA. RefSeq lists its product as uncharacterized. The record is from RefSeq and is a predicted model, not a curated record. The transcript has 2 exons. The coding region runs from base 1 to 213 and encodes 70 amino acids. NCBI's taxonomy places the organism in Eukaryota, Fungi, Ascomycota, Eurotiomycetes, Eurotiales, Trichocomaceae.